CCCUCUCUGGAGAACUCUGGUGGGAAACAAGCAGUGAGUUCUUCCUGCCUGGAAAGGCGGCCGGAGCAGCUCCCCACGGACAUGGGGGGCAGAGGGGUGCCGGUGGCCGGGGCGGAGCUCGAAGGACCCCCCAGGUCCCCCCGCCCCGCCAUGGAGAGCGGGAUGCUGCUGUCUGGCAGGCAGCGAGCGCUGAUCCAGGAGAGCUGGAGGCGGGUGAGCGGCAGCCCCGUGGAGCACGGCCUCGUCCUCUUCACCAGGUUGUUUGACUUGGAUCCUGAUCUGUUGCCCCUUUUCCAGUACAACUGCAAGCAGUUCACCAGCCCUCAGGAGUGCCUCUCUGCCCCUGAGUUCCUGGAUCACAUCAGGAAGGUGAUGCUGGUGAUUGAUGCUGCUGUGAGCCACCUGGAGAACUUGUCCUGCCUGGAAGAGUAUCUCUGCAACCUUGGCAAGAAGCACCAGUCAGUUGGUGUGAAGAUUGACUCGUUCUCGACUGUUGGCGAGUCCUUGCUGUACAUGCUGGAGAAAAGCCUUGGCACAGCCUUCAGCCCAGAUGUGCAGGAGGCUUGGAGCAAACUCUACAGUGCUGUGGUGAAAGCCAUGCAACGUGGCUGGGAGACCCUCCCAGAAGGGGACUAAAUCCUGCCAGCCAUCCGCAUCCCUAACCAUGCAGUGGCCCUGGGCAGAGGAAGCGCUCAUGCUGGUGUUUCUUUCUGCCUCUCUCCAACUCUGUCUUUCUCUGUGCGCCAGCCCACCAUUCUCUCCUUCAGUGUGUGUGCUUUGGGGCUCUCCCGGUGAUUCCACCUUGCUUUGACACACCCACAUCUCUGCCUGUGCUAAGGGCUGGCAGGGCACGUCUCUGCAGCCAAGUGGGAGUGCCACAGCACAGGUACAGCACCCUGCCCCAACUCCUUUGGGCUAGCUGGACCACCAGCUACUUCUGUACCUACUCUGUUUUUAACUGGCUCCUCUUUCCUCCUCUUGCUACCUACCCUAGUUAGAUGGCAGCUAGCGCAGGCCUCUCAGGCUUAUUUGCCCAAGAUCCUAUUUGCUGUGCUCAAGAUCUGCCAGGUCUGACACUGCUCACUCCUCCCGCCCUGCUAUGCCCAGUUCAGCUGUGGUAAUGGCAGAUUUGGGUCCUUCCAGGGACAGAGGCAGCAGAAGUGGUAGCUGGCCGUGCCAUGUGGCCAUCCUUCCAAAACCCUGUGGGGGAGAUUUUCUCUCCCUUCACCAACACAUCACUACUGGAUGGUUAAUCCUGGUGCGGCCUUGCUUCUUCCCUGGAUGGGAUCCACGGCUUUUCCUCAUGUCAGGUUGGCCGUAACUUGAUGUGUUUCCUAGGGAUGCUUCAAGCAGUGGGGUCAUGUUCAUCCCAAGAUGAAGCUGCUUUUAGCAGGCCUGAGCUGCCAGCUGAAAGGCUUUGUGUUGGUUUGGCUGGUUGGUUUUACCUCAGAGUCAGCUGAAAUACAGCAGCAAUGGUGGCACUCUACUGCUUUGUGUUAAGGAGAAUAAAGUAAAUAUAAAGAAAAGACGUCUUAAAAUAAAAAUGAAGGUUGCAAUCAUGUCAUGGCAGCAGCUUCCAGAAAUCGUUCUGGCUCUUGGCCAAAGGAAGAAUAGCUGGAAUUUCUCUACUGACACUGUUAGGACCUGGAGCACUUCCCAGCUGCACACAGUACCCAUCUGCAGGGCUCCUCACCCAUUAGUUGUCUCUCCUAACCAUACUUGAGACACAGCUGCUUCUGAGCAGAGAGAGAUACCCAGUUAGGUGCGUGCAGCAGUGCUGUGUCAGGAUAGGAGUGAGAAGACAGCAUCAGCUGGAAGAAAUCCCAGGAAACGGCUGAGAGGCAGCACGUGAGGGCCCCACAGGGAGCUGAACUUGAGCACUUUGAAGAAGACUUCAUCUUUAGGGGGAAGUUGCUGUGAGACAGGCAGAACCAUGUUUCCGACCACCACUAGCCACAGGGCAAGGACAUGGAGCAAUUAUUUAGUUACAGGCAGUGCCUGUUUGUGUUGCUCCUUCAGGGCAGGAGGAACCUGGUGCUGAGGGCUGAGAUGUUCCUGUUCUAGUGACGCGUUCUUCCUACACUCAGACAUCAUCCAUUCUGGGGCAGGAGAGGGCUGCCUGCUCCUUGCAGCUGCAGUCUUCCAGCUCCGUGCUGUGGAGAGGAUGAUGGGGCUCUGCUUCCCUGCAGGCCUGAUGGUGGUUUUGGGCUUUGUAUGUUUGGAAGGUGAGCUGAGGGCUGUUGUGGAACAUGCAGUGAACAUCCCCAUGUAGGAUGCUCGCUGUCCUCCCCAGACUCUACUCCUGCAGUCCUACAGCAUGUUGUUGUGCAUCCUUACCCAUGGCUUUCUCCAUCAGCUCUAUCAGGGGACAUCCUCCCCAUUCUUGUACCAGGCAGUGAGUGAUGGAGGAGCCAGGACUGGGCAGAGGUGCCAGCUAUGCCAGCAUGGAACAGGGCAGCAGGAUUUGGGAAUGAGGACAUCCUUCGUUCUGGGACAUCAGCCUUCAGCACCACGAGGGUGACCUGUCUCUGUGUUACAAGUAGUCAGCUGCAUGCUGGGUGGGAUGUGGGUGUUACUGCCAGAAACCAUCCCCACUCCCUCUAGCUUUCUCAGCUCCUUUACUUCUCUUCCCUACCACAUUUUGUGUAACUGCUAAGACAACUGAACUGGUCUGUGUGCCUCAGACUCAGAUGAACUGUUUAAUAAAGAACAGCAGUAAGUCUUGGC
Molecule: messenger RNA, 2727 nt
Organism: Apus apus (common swift)
Lineage: Eukaryota; Metazoa; Chordata; Aves; Apodiformes; Apodidae
Gene: NGB
Product: neuroglobin
Exons: 6
Coding region: 82-636 (184 amino acids)
Molecular function (GO): heme binding; oxygen binding
Source: RefSeq, a predicted model, not a curated record